AUGGCGGACUACCUCAUCAGCGGCGGCACCCGCUACGUGCCCGAGGAUGGGCUCACCGCACAGCAGCUCUUCGCCAGCGACGACGGCCUCACCUACAACGAUUUCCUGAUUCUCCCAGGAUUCAUAGACUUCCUAGCUGGUGAGGUGGACCUGACCUCAGCCCUGACCCGGAAGAUCACGCUGAAGACACCACUGAUCUCCUUUCCCACCGACACUGUGAUAGAGGCCGACAUGGCCAUCGCGAUGGCUCUGAUGGGAGGUAUUGGUUUCAUUCACCACAACUGCACCCCAGAGUUCCAGGCCAACAAGGUGCAGAAGGUCAAGAAGUUUGAACAGGGCUUCAUCACAGAUCCUGUGGUGCUGAGCCCCUCGCACACUGUGGGUGAUGUGCUGGAGGCCAAGAUGCGGCAUGGCUUCUCUGGCAUCCCCAUCACUGAGACGGGCACCAUGGGCAGCAAGCUGGUGGGCAUCGUCACCUCCCGAGACAUCGACUUCCUUGCUGAGAAGGACCACACCACCCUCCUCAGUGAGGUGAUGACGCCAAGGAUGGAGCUAGUGGUGGCUCCAGCAGGCGUGACGUUCAAAGAGGCAAAUGAGAUCCUGCAGCAUAGCAAGAAAGGGAAGCUACCUGUUGUCAAUGAUCAUGAUGAGCUGGUGGCCAUCAUCGCCCGCACCGACCUGAAGAAGCACCGAGACUACCCUCUGGCCUCCAAGGAUUCCCACAAGCAGCUGCUGUGCGGGGCAGUUGUGGGUACCUGUGAAGAUGACAAAUUCCGCCUUGACCUGCUCACCCAGGCGGGCGUCGAUGUCAUAGUCUUGGACUCGUCCCAAGGGAACUUGGUGUAUCAGAUCGCCAUGGUGCAUUACAUCAAACAGAAGUACCCCCACCUCCAGGUGAUUGGGGGGAACGUGGUGACAGCAGCCCAGGCCAAGAACCUGAUUGACGCUGGUGUGGAUGGGCUGCACGUGGGCAUGGGCUGCGGCUCCAUCUGCAUCACCCCGGAAGUGAUGGCCUGUGGUCGGACCCACGGCACUGCUGUGUACAAGGUGGCCGAGUAUGCCCGGCGUUUUGGUGUGCCCAUCAUAGCCGAUGGCGGCAUCCAGACCGUGGGGCACGUGGUCAAGGCCCUGGCCCUUGGAGCCUCCACAGUGAUGAUGGGCUCCCUGCUGGCCGCCACCACGGAGGCCUCCGGUGAAUACUUCUUCUCAGAUGGGGUGCCGCUCAAGAAGAAUCGGGGCAUGGGCUCGCUGGAUGCCAUGGAGAAGAGCAGCAGCAGCCAGAAACGAUACUUCAGCGAGGGGGAUAAGGUGAAGUUCGCGCAGAGUAUCUCGGGCUCCAUCCAGGACAAAGGGUCCAUUCAGAAGUUCGUGCCCUACCUCAUAGCGGGCAUCCAGCACAGUUGCCAGGAUAUCGGGGCCCGAAGCCUGGCUGUCCUUCGGUCCAUGAUGUACUCAGGAGAGCUCAAGUUUGAGAAACGGACCGUGUCAGCCCAGAUCGAGGGUGGCGUCCAUGGCCUGCACUCUUACGAGAAGCGGCUGUACUGA
Nomascus leucogenys (northern white-cheeked gibbon) is the source of this 1545-nucleotide messenger RNA. RefSeq names its product inosine-5'-monophosphate dehydrogenase 1. Gene Ontology annotation, cellular component: cytoplasm. Gene Ontology annotation, molecular function: IMP dehydrogenase activity. The record is from RefSeq and is a predicted model, not a curated record. Lineage: Eukaryota; Metazoa; Chordata; Mammalia; Primates; Hylobatidae. Gene Ontology annotation, biological process: GTP biosynthetic process.